GGUACUUCAUCGUCUUUCUCUCUCUGUCUCUCUCUCUCUGCUCUUUCUUCAUGGAGCAAGCUUUGCUCGGCUCCAACGGCCGGGCGGCGACGACCCUCUUCAAUGUCAACCCCAAGUCGAACCCCCGCCGCCCAUCUUCGGUCCGAAUGCCCGUCGCGACGGCCGUGGCCAAGCCCUGUACCCGACCGUCGGGUCGGUGGGAGGCCAUCCACGCCGAGAUCGAGGCCCACCUCAAGAAGGCCAUCCCCGUGAAGCCCCCGCCCGUGGUGUCCGAGCCGAUGCACCACCUGACCUUCGCGGCCCCGCAGAGCACGGCCCCGGCCCUCUGCGUCGCGGCCUGCGAGCUCGUCGGCGGCGGGCGGGACCAGGCGAUGCCCGCGGCCGCCGCGCUCCACAUCAUCCGCGCGGCCGCCGUCGCCCACGAGAACCUCCCCCUGACGGACCGGCCCGAGAUCAGGCCCCCCGUGGCCCACGCCUUCGGCCCCCACGUCGAGCUCAUGACGGGGGACGGCAUGGUCCCCUUCGGCUUCGAGCUGCUCGCGGGGUCCGACGACCCGGCCCGGGGCAACUCGGAGCGGGUCCUCCGGGCCAUCGUGGAGAUCACGCGCGCGGCGGGGUCGCAAGGGACGGUGUACGGGCAAUACCACGAGGUCGAGUACCUGCUGUCGCGGCGCCGGGAUCGCCGGGACCCCGAGUGGGCCGACCACGUGUGGGCGAAGAAGGAAGGGGAGCUGCACGCGUGCGCGGCGGCGUGCGGGGCGAUACUGGGGGGCGGCACGGAGGAGGAGAUCGAGGGGCUGAGGAGGUACGGAUUCUAUGUAGGGAUGAUAAGGGGGAUGGUGGUGCACGGCGGCGGAAGGAGGGAGGACGGAGCGAUGAAGACGGUGGAAGAUAUGAAGAAAUUGGCGCUCAAGGCGUUGCACGGUUUCGAUGAAGGGAAGGUAGAGGCAGUCGCUAGCAUUCUUGAUGCCAACAUGUGCUAAAUCUUUCCUAAGGUUUAUGAAAAAAUGUAAUGUAACGUUUUACUUUAUUUGGUCGGAAUAGAAUGUAACGGUUUUUUCUUU
Syzygium oleosum is the source of this 1064-nucleotide messenger RNA. RefSeq names its product heterodimeric geranylgeranyl pyrophosphate synthase small subunit, chloroplastic-like. The coding region runs from base 51 to 983 and encodes 310 amino acids. The record is from RefSeq and is a predicted model, not a curated record. Lineage: Eukaryota; Viridiplantae; Streptophyta; Magnoliopsida; Myrtales; Myrtaceae. Gene Ontology annotation, molecular function: prenyltransferase activity. The transcript has a single exon. Gene Ontology annotation, biological process: isoprenoid biosynthetic process.